Messenger RNA from Suillus paluster, 2208 nucleotides. RefSeq lists its product as uncharacterized. The transcript has 5 exons. NCBI's taxonomy places the organism in Eukaryota, Fungi, Basidiomycota, Agaricomycetes, Boletales, Suillaceae. Bases 1 to 2208 code for a protein of 735 amino acids. The record is from RefSeq and is a predicted model, not a curated record.
AUGGCACGCACUAAAAAGAAAGAGAAAGCUGCACGCAUCCAUAAGAAACCUCCCCACAAGGGCACAACCGCGACGUCCAUGGGUACUUCCACCAUCAAGAAGCAGGCUAGGGUUGUCAUGACUCGCAAAUCAAAGAUGGUACCCCUGCCACCGAGACCCCUCGCACAACCCAUCGGGUCAUUUGUAAUCCCUACUAACCGUGCCGAAAUGAUCUUGGACGACUAUUCAACUAACCCUAGGUCCUAUAUCACCUACGGCGCACCGGAGGAGGCACAGGUCCUCUAUCCAGACCACCAGCAUGCGUACGCCACUUGCAGGGUGCCGGUAUUCAAGGGCGGGAAACCGAUAGGGUUUGUCCCGCUCCCCUUGCCGUACAGAGGCCUUUGGCUAGAUUUAUGCUACCACAUUGUGUUGUAUGCCAAAGUUUGGGCACUUUGGAACCGGGAGACUCAAAGGGGCAUGCAGAAGGAGAAAGACAUGGCGAUCAUUUGCAGAAAGAACUGUGGGACGGUACUCGUCACCCACAUGCAAGCCAGGCUGCUUGCGGUGGAUCACUUGGUGGCAAUGCGCCACGACGUACAGCCCGGAGCGGAGCGUGUCGCAGUUCUCGAUGAAUGGAAGGUUCGGAACCUCCGCGACUGGUUGAACAAGGAUUAUGCAUUCGCCAGGAACGAAGGACGAGAAUUCUUGGAUGCGGAUCCCCUCAGCGACGAAAACAAAGAUUUUUUUCAACGGGGCUGGGUGGUAGACAAACGGGGCCUAUAUUUGCUGACGCCCCCUGAGAACACGAACGAGUGGAUCAAAGGCCUUCCCGAAGGGUUUCAAAAGACGUUUGACACAAUCAUCAAGCCGCAGGCCUACGCAGAAUUGAAGAAGCCCAGCGAAUUUUUUGACACAUGGCAUGAGGAGGGGGCAGAGUUACCACAUCGCUGGCAUGAGGGGCAUCAACCUUCUCCACUUUUCUGGUCUGCGAAGCAGUGGAAGUGGAUGGCCGACGGAAACGACAUCCAGCAGAAACCCCUCAGCCUUGUUCAUCAUGUCUUGUCCUCGGACGAACAGUACACAGAAUUCGAGGACUUCUUGGCAGACGUGAACUCUAUCAGCAUCAUUCUUUGCCGGGAACCACAGUGGGGUGAAGUGAAGAGGGCCGCGUUAGGGCUCUGGAUGGGAGAGAUGUCCUGGAGGGAAUUUGUGGACGAGUUCAAGAGGCUUUGGGGAUUGAAGGGGAGGAUCAUUGGCCCUUGGCGGACAAAGGGUCCGGUUUUCUCGUCAUUCAAGAUAUAUCUCAUGUUGACGUUUGGUUCCGUUACAGAUGAAAAAAACCCUUUCGAUACAUUCGAAUCUCAGUUGCUGCUUGAUGGAUACUUGCAGCGGGGGUACGAGAUGCCAGAUGACGAAGAUUGGAAUCUUCAAGACCAGAUCCUGUGGGAAGGCCUGCGUAGAAAUGGCCACAUUGGAGACUACGCUGCGGGCUGGCAUUGGGUAGUGAGCCAGGUUGUUUUAGUUGGGACGACUGUCAAGGGUGUGUUGAAGGACGCAGGGCCUUGGUGGCAUAAUUUCAGGCGUAACCAAGCGAAACGUGCGUCGGAGGUCCGCGAGGGUCAGGAGAACCAAGGCGAGCAGCCCAUGGAUGUCGGUCACUCGAACAACGGUUCAUCUGGUCAACAGCGGACUGUCCAGCAAGGAGAAAGUCAUGGGCCUGCAGACCAGACGUCUCAGCACAGCGGUGAUCAUGUUGGGGAUCCUCCUGCUGAGCUUGCUGUUGCCCCUAUGCACUCCGUAGAUUCAUCUCCUCCUGCUCCUCCUGCUCCUCCUGCUCCUCCUGCUCCUCCUGCUCCUGCUCCUGCUCCUGCUCCUGCUCCUGCUCCUGUUCCUCCCCCCCCCUCUGCCCCUCCCCAUGUUCCAGCUAGACAUGGUACUGCCAAUGAGGCCAUAGUAGAUGAAAAGUUGCUGCCUGUCUAUAGGGGUUUGGCUGCAUAUGUUAGGCAAACGGAUUCCUUGGAGGGGUAUGCAUCAACUCUCAAAAACGCCUUCUCUGCCCCCGAGUAUGGCACCGCCAUUGACGUGUACCUCAAGGAGCUUGGCGCCGUCUCUUUAGAAGGCUACACAGCCAGGCACUUCCGACCGCACGUCCAAUCGUUGGUCUCGCAGAUCAACGCCAUAGGAGCCAGGUUGGAGGCCAAUGAGAGGCGGAAGGCCUUGCUAUGA